Messenger RNA from Zootoca vivipara (common lizard), 5234 nucleotides. Lineage: Eukaryota; Metazoa; Chordata; Lepidosauria; Squamata; Lacertidae. The record is from RefSeq and is a predicted model, not a curated record.
UUCGCCCCGAGUCCUUCUUCCAAAUGUAACUGGGAGCUUCCUUGUUAUAAAUGGUAGAUCGAACCGAGCUGAUAGGGCAGAGACGUUAUUUAAAGAAACUCUGAAAGAUACGUGUCUGUUUCCUAAGAACUUUACAUGCAUACCUGUAUCCGUUCCUUAGGUAAGAAAGAAACGUAAUGUACUACAGGCAAACAUCUUGAACCCUGCUUAAUAACCGUUAUCAGAUUAAUUGUAAGCCAAAUCAACAUUAAGCAUAAGACAGCAGCUUGCUUUCCCCCCUAACCUUGAAAGAUCUGACGUUCAGAAGUUGCUUAAAUGACAGUUGUAAAGUGGUAAGGAAAGAAUUAAGAGCCGAAUACAGUUCCUAACCAGAGGUACCACUGUACUGCAUCCUAAACUGCUUGCGAGCUUUUGUAUCAUUUGUAGUUGAUCUGACUUUGAAGUUGAAUGAUACAGCACAGCUGCUGCAUAAGGGUCAGUGGUAUGGUGAUGGUUGAGAGUUAACAUCUUGAUACAACUUUGUGGGAGGUGGACCUUUAACAGAAGAAGAUACGGUGUUGCGGGAUGCUGUGCCAAAACAACCAUUGCUCCAUUGGAUCGAGUAAAGAUUUUGUUACAAGCUCAUAACCGUCAUUACAAAAAUCUUGGUGUGAUCUCUACAUUGCGUGCUGUUCCUAAAAAGGAGGGCUACCUGGGAUUCUAUAAAGGAAAUGGAGCAAUGAUGAUUAGAAUAUUUCCAUAUGGUGCAAUUCAGUUUACAGCAUUUGGCCAGUAUAAAAAGAUGAUAAAGCAGAAGCUUGGCAUUUCUGGGCAUAUUCACCGGUUAAUGGCUGGAUCCAUGGCAGGUAUAACUGCAGUCAUUUGCACUUACCCUCUUGACAUGGUGAGAGCACGUCUGGCAUUCCAAGUAAAAGGGGAUCACACAUACACUGGAAUUAUUCAUGCAUUCAAGACCAUUUAUACAAAGGAAGGUGGUUUGCAAGGAUUUUAUCGAGGGCUUACGCCAACAGUUGUAGGAAUGGCGCCAUAUGCAGGUUUCUCAUUUUUUACCUUUGGUACCUUAAAGAGUGUGGGACUUGCCCAAGCGCCUACCCUGCUUGGGAAGCCUUGCUUAGAUAAUCCUGAUGUCUUAGUUUUGAAAACUCAUGUAAAUUUGCUGUGUGGUGGCAUAGCUGGAGCAAUAGCACAGACAAUAUCAUAUCCUCUUGACGUAACACGUAGACGGAUGCAGUUGGGAGCAAUACUUCCGGAGUCUGAAAAGUGCCUUACAAUGGUACAGACACUGAAGUAUGUUUAUGGAAAUCAUGGAAUACGAAGAGGAUUAUACCGAGGAUUAUCCCUGAAUUAUAUUCGGUGUAUUCCUUCACAGGCUGUUGCCUUCACCACUUACGAAUUUAUGAAGCAGUUCUUGCACCUCAAUUAGACUCUUAAACUUUAUUGAAAAACAAUUCUUGUUUUUGUAUUGUAUUUAUCUGUGAAAAUUCCCAUGGGAAUCACUGGUUCUUAUAGUGCUUUCUUUACCAGAAGAAGUAUAACAUGUAAAUGCGACAGAAGUUGAAUAAGUUCUUUGUCAUGCAUACAUACAAUGUGGAAGGUCACUGAUGGAAAUAAAAAUAAAUUGGGGAACUUACUGUGAAAAGUAAACCAAUUUUAGGAGUUCCAAAUGAUGAUGAUGAUGAUGAUUAUUAUUAUUAUUUAAAAAUCCAUUUUAAUAGGUUUGCUUUCAUUUUUUAAAUUGGAGAGUUUAAGUAUCUGCUUUUCUAAAGAGUUGACAAUAUACCUUAACUAAAACAUAAGAGGUAAUUGUAGAUCCGCUUGGAAACCCAUUUCACUGAAUUCACUUUGACUUGCUUUCAUGCAAUUAAGUUUAAGGUUCUGCUGUAGUUCUGCAGUCAACAAGCCAAUUACUUCAGAAUUUAUUAAUGUAAUCUCAUUCACGGAUUAAAGUCCCUUCAUUUUAUUUUCAGAUUUUCUAGUAGCUAGAAAGUACCGUAUAUAAUUUCACGAUUUAUUUCCAUGAUACAGAUCUCCCUGAGUGGGGACUCAAAAAGUGGUGCUCGGUUUCUUCCAAGGGAUUUGCAAUACUGUACUUAUUUUUUGUCUUUGAAUUGUUCAUAAUGCUGCUUUACAAACUUCUGUUAGAGGUUAGAGUAGAAGUUAUAUAGAAGAUCAUGUGAUGUUUUGGGGGGUUGCCUUUAAAAUUGGGAAAGUGGUGCUCUAGGAGGCUGUGUUUUCUGCAGUUUAUUCCCCCCCACACACACUUUGCCCCACAAAAAUGCUGAUGCAAGCUUCAUGGGAUGCAGGAGAGUAAGAAACAGCAUCUCUGAACUUCAAAUCAGCCACAUGGAGUUCUUGGAUAUAAAGCAAACAUAGGUGAUUAUUGUCAUGCAUCUCGCAUUUCAUUUCUAUUUUCCCCCUAAAACACUUUGUCAUUAAGCUCGGGGAACCGUUUUCAAGAAAGUAAGUCUAAAGCCUUAUUGGACUCCUGGAAUUCCAUGAGCUUUUGGAUACUGGACCUGACUUUUCUAUAUGACAUACCUCCCCAUUCUAGUCAUGCCUACUCAGAAGUAAGUCCCACUGAAUUCAGUGGAGCUCUCAGGUAAACGGGUACAGGCAGUAGCCUAAAGAAGCCUAUCUUAUUAUUCCAGCACUAUUGAAACACUCUAACCCCUUUCAUGCCAUUUCUGACUUCUCUCUGAUGUGUCUGUAUCGCCUGACCCCUCUGCUUUCCAUGUGUUGGAGGGGGAACUUUUACAGUGGGGUGGCUUCCUGAUGCAUACCGUAUAUUCACCCUCCAAUGCAUAGAAGGUGGAGAGUCUGGGGGAGGGGACAUGCGGGGGGAAGAGUCCUACUCUCCCCUCUCAGAAACAUGAGCAAUUGCACAUAUGUUAUGUGAUUGAUUAAUUAGGAAACACAUUUAAAAUGCGUCUUAACUUGUUUUAAGGUGCUGCUGAUUUGGAUUUGAUCUAUAUGAUUCAGUACUUCUACAAUGGUAGGGGGCACGAGGAAACAGAAAUGAACUUUAUGGGUCCAAUAUUAAAAGUACACAAGGCUAUUGAAAGUUGAGGUUACCCUACAAUUUUAGCAGUCUUCACGAAGCUGGGGCUGAUGGGAGUUGUAGUUGGCACCAGGUUGGUUAAGGUCGAUUGAUAGCACUUCAUCGAAUACUGUAUAUGUAUGAGUAAGCAGGGUCCUAUCCUUGCAUGGGUUUUGUUUUGGUCAGAUUGAGAGCAUCUAAAACAUUUUGCAUAUGGACCAAGUUGCGCACACUUCUGCUGGAAGGUUAAUGAAUAAUUUUACUACAAGGCCACCUUUCUGAAACAAGCAGGAAUUUGCAGCUUUAACUACUUGCUGUGUUUCCCGCAUGCAGCCUGUAUUACAAAGAUGAAGAACCUGUUCUUUGCGAGAUGUUGUUGGACUCCAACUCCAGUAAAAACAGUGAUCCGGGAUGAAAGUUGUAGUCGCAGAGUUCUGGAGGUCCAUAGGUUCCCCUUCCUUGCUGUACGCUGCAGUAUAUUCUACUGCACUGAGUGAUUUUCUUCUUCUGUGCCUUCUAUUAUGGCUUCUCUGGUAAUAUGAUGCAACUUUAUUAAUUCUUCACCUAUCUCUCAACGUUGAAAAAAGUACCCAACAGUGGGAGCUUGGGCUUUUCAGUAAAGUGAUUGCAUGAUAUGGAGAUGGCACAUCCUAUUUUGCUGCUUGAGGCUGUCUGUGCUACACACAAAAACACACCCUGCUGGUGUAGAAGCACCAAUGCUGAUUUCCAGUAAGAUUUUGCAAUGCUGGUGUCGCUUCUCCCCCAGUGGUGGAGGUGGCAGGGCUUCUGCAAGGUUGCCACCCUGGGGGCUUCCACCCUGAGGUGGCGGCAUCACCCCACCUAAUGGCUGGGCUGGCCCUGAGAUUACAGCUUUGCUGUCCACUGUUGGUUUGGCUAUGUCUUUUUUUCCCCAAGAGGACCUGCCCACUUUUUGCAACAAAUCCUACCUAUUUUGCCUAUUGGUUUUAUGGAUAGGUCAGUUUUAGGAGGCCUGGAUAAGUGUCUUCCCUUUCAAUAGCAGCCUUCCAAUUUCACCUUCCUAUUGCUAGGAACAAUUUGUGUGUCUUGGGUAUUCUUAAAAAAUGGAUUUAUUUGAUUAAGAGAGUCUGAUUUUGCCAAACUUAAAUGCUAAAGCUAUUGCAACACUUUUCAAAAUGUUUUAUGUAAAGUAAUAUAAUUUAUUUUUUUGUAAAUAUUGUACAGUAUGUGGAGUAUGAAACUGGUAAGAGCUAUGAUACCAAAUCUAGCAGCAGCUGUAAAAAUCGCUUUUAGUAAUAGUCCAUAGCUGGGACAUAACAAGUUCUGUGGUUUGGCAUUUUUUAUUUUAUUGAAAUAUGUAUCUUUUGACAUUUGAUAUAAUUAUUGUCCAAGAGAUGUAUCUAUUUUAUUUUAAACUGAAAUGUCUUGAAUAGCAAUAUGACUAAGCAUACCAGCCAAUAUAAAAGCAUGUGUUUGGAAUUUUAUAUUUUUUUCUGUUUUAUGCAGAUUUAAAAUGUUUGAUGAAACAAUAUUAAAGUGACUGCAGUUUAUCUCUGGCCUUAUUUGCGAUUUUUUAAAAUGAAAACUUACAAAGGUGUAUCUUCUAAACAUCUUAAAAUUUUUAAAAAGUAUGAUCAUUAAGAAGACAAUUGAGGCUUUUAUAUAAAAAACCCCAUUUGCAUCAAAGUUCACGUGCCACAAAUUACCCAGUAGAACUUAUAAGUAACUGCUCAGAAUGGCAGUGACAUACUUGGCAAUAUUGCUUGCUUUUCUUGGGCAGACUCUGUGGAGCUUUCUUUGAUUAUUGUACAGUAAUCCGCUUUUCUCUUGAAUGUUUGGCCCCUUUCCAGCGGCUUAGUAAAGUUACUAUUGGAGAAUAGUGUGUAGAUCCUGUAUUCGCUAAAUUUACGGUAUAUUCAAACACCUUUUUAAAAGACUGCUUUUAUAACAAUGAAAUAUAAUGGAUUUCAUGUGACAAUCAUGCUUUUGAAAGAUACUUAGCAGUUUUACUGCAAAUAAGAAACAUAUUAAAAAGUUUUUGGCUUUUUCAUAUUCCUUAUUCCUUUUUCCUAAUUUAAUAGUGGACAGGCUGUAUUCAGACAUGCUAGACCUUGGUUUUAGCAUUAUAAGAAUGAGCCUGGCCUCCACGCUGGGCUCAAAUGUGUUCCAAAUGGCUGCAGGAAGGAGAUAAGAACACCCCCCCCCCCAUUAUGCAGAA